CUUGUUAACGAUGAAGAGCAGCGCCGAAUAGUAGCAGGAGGUUCAAUAAACACUCCACCGUAUCAUUGCAAUUCGCCGUUAUCCUCUUACCCUGUGAUCUGCGAAAAUGAAACCAAAGGUUCCGCACAGGUUCCCUUUACUCUUUUACCAUACUCGUUACCUCAACCACACUAAGCCCUUCACUUCCUUCGCUAAAAAGCUUCCAACACCUCACGCUCGCCCCUCUAUCAACUCUGGAAAUGGAAACUCUCAAGGGGAUUCUUCUUAUCUUCUACCUGGAGCAACCGUUGCUACCAUACUUAUGCUUGGUGCUCUCCAUGCCAGACGAAUGUAUGAUGACAAGAAGACUGAGGAUAUGCGAGAAAAAGGAAUUGAGAUGGAGUUCCAACCUGAUGUGAAGGCUUCAUUUUUGAGAUUACUGCCUCUGCGAUCAAUUUCUAGAUGUUGGGGAGAGUUGACUAGCUUGGAAAUACCAGUGUGGUUAAGGCCACACGUAUACAGAGCUUGGGCUCGGGCAUUCCAUUCAAAUUUAGAAGAAGCUGCUUUACCUCUGGACAAGUAUGCAUCUUUAAAGGAAUUUUUUGUCCGUGCUUUGAAAGAAGGUUCCCGGCCUAUCGAUGCUGAUCCUCAAUGUCUGAACAGUCCUGUGGAUGGUACAAUCUUAAGAUUUGGUGAGUUGAAAGGAGCGGGGGCAAUGAUUGAACAAGUUAAAGGGUUUUCUUAUCCUGUUUUUUCCCUUCUUGGUGCAAGAUCUCUCCUUCCAACGAGAGUUGAUAGCGAUGUGCAAGAGGAGCAUAGUGAAUCAAUAGCUACUACUGAGAAGAGCAAGAAAUCAUGGUGGAGAGUUUCAUUAGCUUCUCCAAAAGUUUGGGACCCAACAUUAUCUUGCCCAAAGAGAGGCCUUUUUUACUGUGUGAUUUACUUAAAGCCUGGAGAUUACCAUCGGAUACAUUCCCCAGCUGACUGGAAUAUUCUUGUACGCAGACAUUUUUCUGGCAAUCUCUAUCCUGUGAACGAACGUGCUACAAGAACAUUUAGAAACCUUUAUAUUGAGAACGAGAGGGUUGUCCUUGAAGGUGUAUGGCAGGAAGGGUUUAUGGCACUUGCUGCAGUUGGUGCUACAAAUAUUGGGUCAAUUAAGCUUUUCAUUGAGCCCGAACUUCAGACAAAUAAGCCAAAGAAAAAGUCAUUGCAUUCAGAGCCUCCUGAAGAACGGGUCUAUGAUAGUGAAGGUGUUGGUAGAGUACUCAAGAAAGGGGACGAGUUAGGUGCUUUCAACAUGGGAUCAACUGUUGUACUUGUUUUCGAAGCUCCAAUUUCAAAACUGCUUCAUGAGGGUGAUUCAUCAGAAGAGUUCAAUUUCUCUGUCAAAUGUGGUGAUAAAAUACGAGUUGGCGAGGCUCUAGGGAGAUGGCAUAGUCCGUGACCAUGAUAAUUUUGUCUGCCAUUCAUCAUAUUCCCCAGGCUCACUUUUCUAACUUUAAUUUAUUUUUUUACAUUCUAACUCAAUAGUAUUGUAUUUGAAAAUUUGCGCAAUAUUAAUAGUGAUACUACAUAUACUAUGUUUUUUUUACAUUGAUUGAAAUAUCUGUGAAUAUCAAUUUCCACCAAUAACAUUUGUUUCAUUUUUCUGUUGGGUCAAUGAAAACAACUUCUUUUCUAAUAAUUGCUUAUUUGCAGUUCAGUUUGCCGACUCUCGAUCUGACACUUCAUUUAGUUUUCAAUUUUAGAUGCAUGCUUCAAAGCUGUGCUGAUAAAUCAUUUGAUAUGAUAGGAUACAUCAUAUGUCAAUAGAAAAACACUGUAGGAAGCAGGAUCAUAUAACAAAACUUAUGGGACUCCUAGAGUGAUGUGUGGACUUGAAAUUCAUCUGAAAUUGACCAUAAAAUAAUAAAUUUAUGCUGAAAAUCUAGUGGUGGGAUGGGAAUAUAUGGUAGGUAUGAAGGAACUUUCAAGGUAUUUACCAUUUUGGUUCAAUAUGCAUAUCUUACAUUUGAGACACUGUCACAUGAAUUGUGUGCCUAACUUGCACGAUUGAACCUCUCCAUCCCAACAUGUACACAUCUUCAUUCUACAAAUGCUUCGACAACACCUUAUCACUACUUCUUUUCAAAUGGCCCACUCAAAUUAAACACCUGUUGUUGUCACAAUAAUGAUAACAGUUCAUUAGAAGUGACUUUUGCAUAAUUUUGCUCUAUAAUAUAACAGGGAAAUUCAAAUUGAAGAAUUGACAAGUUAAUAUUUAAAAUUUUGUUGUAUGAGAUGACAUUAAUGUUAAACAAGGAAGGAUCAUAGAAAAUACAUACUUUUUUUAUACU
Molecule: messenger RNA, 2318 nt
Organism: Vicia villosa (hairy vetch)
Lineage: Eukaryota; Viridiplantae; Streptophyta; Magnoliopsida; Fabales; Fabaceae
Product: phosphatidylserine decarboxylase proenzyme 1, mitochondrial
Exons: 12
Coding region: 107-1426 (439 amino acids)
Biological process (GO): phosphatidylethanolamine biosynthetic process
Cellular component (GO): mitochondrion
Molecular function (GO): phosphatidylserine decarboxylase activity
Source: RefSeq, a predicted model, not a curated record